UCUCUCUUCCAUGCCUCUAUAUCUCUAUCUCUAUUUGUAUGCUUCUUUGUUUAUUUGACUCUCUCUCUCUCCCUUUUUAUAUCUCUUACAUCUUUAUAUAUCUAUCAUUUUAUCUCACCAUCCAUCUCUCCCUUUCCCUCUUUUCUGUACUCUUUCCCUCUAUCUCCUUCUAUUCACCAUCUCUUUUACUCCUCUUCUUCAUAAAACUUUAUAUCUAUAUUUAUUUACCCCCUCUUUCUCUUUCCAUAUUUCUUCUAUCUCUCUCUACCCCUAUAUCUCUCCCUCUUGAUCUCUUAUAUAACAAAUGUUUAAAAAAAAAACAUUGACAUUGCACACAUCCUCCGUGGUGCAAUGGCUGUAAUUAAGUAUUGCAUAUAUUAAUUACUACUAUCCUGGUGUUCAUAGACUCAUAAUUAACCUCGUUAGGGUUUCAUGAGGUGGGUUGCAUACAAUAAUAAAAGGAUCAUUAAUAUCGAUAAAAAGCGUAUCAGCUAGAGUCUGUAACCUCUAUUAAAUUUGCCUCGACUUUUAGGGGUUUGCCUGCGAGCUAAAAUAGCUUGCGUUUGUUUGUAUGUCCUGUUUGCCUAUUUCCAUCGCUUGCGUCCUUUGAUCGUUUCUUAUGCGGCCUCCUUCUGAAUGAAAUUGGUAAUGGCGGUUAUGACAAGAGAGCUAUGAAAUCUUGGAUGUAUGAAGCCAAUUUCUAUUUUUAUGCUUCACGAACUAGUUUAACCUUUAACUAUUUCUCAAUGGCUGCUAACCCUUAGUGGUUUUUACCAGUGGCAUUGUGUUAUUUCUUUUAACUAAGAAGGGGCGAGCCUUCAAGCAAUUAGUACUACUAGUUUCAAGCUGUUUCACCGCUCGCUACCUAUGGCAAUUCAAACCCUUUCAUUUUAAGGCAAUGGCUGUUAACCCUCCAUUCCUUUUACAAUCGGCAUUGGAGAUAUUUUGCAGCUUAAGUAAAUGUCGCUUUCCAAGAACACAUCACAGCAAGGGCCACAAUUGCGACAUUUUUGGGUGUUGUUAACGGUGUGUUGAUACUAUAAAGAGCAGAAACUCUGAUAAAAGCAUGACUGGCUCAGCGUACAUGAUUGACAGGAGUAUAGUGAGUUGGGAAGAAAAACAAGGGUGCAUAGAAGAAAAACCAGCAAGGAGGAAGCUCAAGUUAUCUUCAAUUUGUCACAUUGGAGCUGCAUUGUGUUUGGAUUUGAUGCAUCAAGAGUUGGAUAGGAAGAGUUUGCAGCUCAUUUCAAGCUUGUUGUAAGAGCAAACUUCACUUUAUUAUUUGCCUCAACUUCAAGUUUCACAAAACUAUCUUAAAAUGUCUACUUCAGCUUCUAGACUCCUCAUUAGAAAGGACCAUGCUUGGAAAUAUCAUGAGGAUUUUCCAGGGCAAAGAAAGGGGCAAACAAAAUGUACAUUUUGCAAAACAAUAUUCCAUGGAGGUAUAUAUAGACUGAAAUACCAUAUUGCUGGUGUGCGUGGACAUGAUGCCGAACCAUGCCUAAAAGCACUUCCUGAGGCCGUACGUGAAUGUUAUGUAAUUGUUGAGGAAAUUGAAAGGAAAAAGAAACAAAAGGAGGAUCGAGCGGCCAUUGGGAGAGAGGCAAAUUUAGGAAGAGGGACACAGUUAGGUUGUGUUGGAGGCCUUUCUUCCUUACCUUCAUAUCGUCCCACUCAGUUUGCUACUGCUGGUGCUUCCGCUUCUACUUCUAUAAGUGGCAGUGCCACCGCCACUUCUCAUGCUCCUAGCACUAGUAGUUGUAGUGGGAGUGUUAGCAUUGGACCUAGGAUUCGUAAAUCUAGGUUGGAUUCCUUCUUUGUGCCUCACACUACUCCUGGGUCCCAACAGUCGCUUGAGGGCAUGGGUUGGAACAAGGAGGUCCAUGAUGCUGCUAAAAUGGCAGUUGGUAGGUUUUGGACCUACAGCAGCAUUCCAUUCUUUGCAGCCAGGUCUCCUUAUUGGCAAGAAAUGGUUGAUGCCCUUACCAUAUGCGGGGCGGGGUUCAAAGCCCCUAGUGAGAGUGAUUUGAGCGGACCCAUUUUGUCUCAAAUGGUGGAUGAUGUGAAGAAGGAUUUAGAUGAACAACGCCAGAUAUGGAGCACUAAAGGUUGCACCAUCAUGAUUGAUGGUUGGAUGGAUAGGAGAAAUAGAACUCUCCUUAAUUUUCUUGUUUCUUCCGCAGGGGGCACCGUUUUCGUCAAGUCCAUUGAUGCCUCCGCCCAUUGCAAGAAUGCCACCUACCUAUGUGAGCAGAUAGAGGAGGUGAUUGAUGAGGUGGGUGAGGAGAACGUGGUACAGGUGGUAACCGACAAUGCAGCAAAUUAUGUUGCUGCGGGUAGACUAUUGAUGGAGAGGCACCCAUCUAUAGUUUGGACUCCAUGUGCUGCUCAUUGCAUUGACCUCAUGUUGGAGGAUAUUGGAAAAAUCCCAUGGGUCAAGAGAUGUGUAGAAAGGGCAAGAAAUGUGUGCAAAUUUGUAUAUAAUCACUCAUGGGUGUUGGCUCUUAUGAGACAAUACACAGAGCAGAAGGAGUUAACUCGUCCAAGAAUCACAAGAUUUGCCACAAAUUUCCUCACAUUGCAGUCCAUGGUUAGGUCUAAGUCUGCCUUGAGACGUAUGAUUGUUGGUGAGGAGUGGUAUUCCUCAUCCUAUGCUACCACCCCUGCAGGGAAAGAUAUGGCAGACUGCAUUUUUGAUGAGCAAGACUUUUGGGUCCCUUGUGAUGAGAUAGUGAAGUUUGUUAAGCCCUUGGUGGUUUUGUUGCGAGUUGCGGAUGGAGAAAAGCCCGCAAUGGGCUAUAUAUAUGAGGGCAUGGAUAGGGCGAAGGAGGGCAUCAAAUUUGUCUAUGGAGGAGAUGAGAGUAAGUAUGGUCCCAUUUGGGAGAUCAUUGAUAGGAGAUGGCAUCAUCAGCUUCAUAGGCCCAUCCAUGUAGCAGCCUAUUAUCUGAAUCCGGCAUUUCGUUUUAUCCCUUCUUUCAAGGCUGAUGUGAAGGUCCUUAAUGGGCUAUACUCAAUCAUGGAGAAGAUGGGACUUGCUGGUACUACUCAGAUAGAGCUUAUUCGAGAGCUACAGUUGUUCUCAGAUGCACAAGGGGAGAUCUUCUCUCGUCCUGUUGCCAAAGACGGUAGGACAACUAUGAUGCCAGCUCAUUGGUGGAGCUUUUUUGGCCCAACGACACCAAAUAUUCAGAAGUUGGCCAUUCGCAUCUUGAGCCAACCAUGCAGUGCAUCAGGUUGUGAGCGCAAUUGGAGUAUGUUUGAGCACAUACACUCCAAGAGGUGCGAUAGAUUAUCUGUGGAGAAGAUGAAUGAUCUUGUCUUUGUUCACUACAACCUUCGCCUGAGAAUGAGAAAGAAUGCAUUAGUUGACAUCUUCUCUCCUAUCAUUCUAGAUGAGGUUGAUCUUGAAGCAGAAUGGGCCAAUGAGAGUCAGACAGAUCCUGAGAUUCCUCUAGCUGUCUUUAGUGAUGAUGACAUUGAUUGGAUCGACCAGGUAGAUAUAGAGGCCGAGGCUAUAGCCAUGGCAGAGGAGGAGCAAAGAGCACGAGUAGAGACAGGAAAUACUGAGAGUGACACAACGGUUCCUGAUGUUGGUGAGCAUGGCAUGGUGUCACGGGGAGCGACUAUGGCUGCUAAAUCAUCCAGGACCUACCUUAAACGCCUUCGCAGGGGGCCAGGGCGAGAGGGUGCACGCUCCUUUGAGCCAUAGGUUACUUUACCUCUAAAGGCAAAUUUGCCUAGGUAUCUUACCAUAUUGAGAAAAUUGGUCCAAUUUCUGUAUUGGAUUGCCCAUGUGGUGGGUUGAGCCUUGCACCAUCGUAUUUUGGAGGUA
Messenger RNA from Cryptomeria japonica (Japanese cedar), 3832 nucleotides. RefSeq lists its product as uncharacterized. NCBI's taxonomy places the organism in Eukaryota, Viridiplantae, Streptophyta, Pinopsida, Cupressales, Cupressaceae. The transcript is spliced from 10 exons. Gene Ontology annotation, molecular function: DNA binding; protein dimerization activity. Bases 1319 to 3709 code for a protein of 796 amino acids. The record is from RefSeq and is a predicted model, not a curated record.